AUUGGGGCCCACCUUCAGAAGCUUUGCCCAGGCGUCUCUCUUUGGAGAAAGAGAAAGAGAACUUAAAAGCUUAGCCAUUUCUGUGGAAUUUGGAGCUAAUUCCUGAAAAAUACACACUGCAAACAAUCGAAUCUAUCUCUACCCAAACGUGGAAACCCAGCAAUCCAACACAAAGAAGAAAAAUGUCGAUUGCAGCGGCAACUGCAACAACGACGAGUCGUUUCCUCUUGCUUCCAAUACGAUGCUCUGAUUCAAAACCCAGUAUUCCAAGGCGUGGUUUUGGAACAAAAACCAACGACGACAACAAAAACAAUAAGAAGAACAAAACCAGCAACUCAAGGGAACAGAAGGGCAUGAUGUUACGACAGAGGAAAUCAACGACUAAAGGAUCUAGUGCUGUUCCUACUCAGGCACCUGGUUUAAGUCCUCCAUCUGGUGGGAGGUCUAGAAGCACUUCUCUAGACAUUGAGUUUGAGGAGCGACUAAAAGCAGUUAAAAGGUCAGCACUUGAGCAGAAAAAAACAGAUGAGGAAAAAGAAUUUGGGGCUAUUGACUAUGAUGCACCAGUUGAAACAGAGAAGAAAACGAUUGGACUAGGUACUAAGAUUGGAGUUGGUGUAGCCGUUGUCGUUUUUGGUUUGGUUUUUGCUCUUGGAGACUUUCUUCCCUCAGGAAGUGUUGGUCCUUCCGAUGAUGCUGCAGUUGUCGAUGAUAAACUGUCAGAAGAAGAGAAAAGUACUCUUAAGACUCGGCUGAAGGAAUAUCAGACAACACUCAGAAAUUCACCAAAAGAUCCAACCGCUCUUGAAGGAGCUGCUGUAACCUUAGCAGAGUUAGGAGAGUAUAGUCAGGCUGCUUCUAUGCUUGAGGACUUGACAAAGGAGAAGCCAGGUGACCCUGAUGUUUUCCGUUUGCUUGGAGAAGUUAAAUAUAAACUAAAGGAUUAUGAAGGAAGUGCAAAUGCAUAUAAGAGUUCUGCAUUGGUGUCUAAAUAUCUCAAUUUUGAAUUACUACGUGGCCGUACAAAUGCAUUACUUGCAGCAAAGAAACCAGAUGAGGCUGUAAAUUUCCUUCUUGCCUCUCAACAACAACUACAAGCACAAAACUCAGAAGUAAGAAGUGAAAGUAGGACAAAGGAAGCAGAAGUCCAGAAGGUGGACCCUGUUCAAGUGGAUUUGCUACUGGGGAAAGCAUAUUCAGAUUGGGGGCAUGUUAGUGAUGCUGUGGCUGUUUAUGAUCAGCUCAUCUCUGCUUACCCUGAUGACUUCCGAGCUUACUUGGCCAAGGGAAUUAUUUUGAAAGAAAAUGGUAAAGUUGGAGAUGCAGAGAGAAUGUUCAUACAAGCACGAUUUUUUGCACCGGAGAAAGCCAAGGCACUUGUAGAUCGUUACUCAAGACAGUGAAGGCCCCAUUUCUUCUAGACAAGGUUUGGAGAUGAACCCUCUCAGUCUCUCACUAUGUAUGUUGGAGUCGGAUUUGAGAAGUUCGUAGGAAAUAUAGAAUGUCAAACAAGUUAGGAAUGUUGUUUCUUUA
Molecule: messenger RNA, 1533 nt
Organism: Ziziphus jujuba (common jujube)
Lineage: Eukaryota; Viridiplantae; Streptophyta; Magnoliopsida; Rosales; Rhamnaceae
Exons: 15
Coding region: 183-1403 (406 amino acids)
Molecular function (GO): protein binding
Source: RefSeq, a predicted model, not a curated record